Molecule: messenger RNA, 1396 nt
Organism: Trachemys scripta elegans
Lineage: Eukaryota; Metazoa; Chordata; Testudines; Emydidae
Product: progonadoliberin-2
Exons: 4
Coding region: 720-980 (86 amino acids)
Biological process (GO): multicellular organism development
Cellular component (GO): extracellular region
Molecular function (GO): hormone activity
Source: RefSeq, a predicted model, not a curated record
UGCCAGUAAGAGCUGGAGGGGAUGUAGGAAUCUCGUAGCUAGCGAUCAGCAUGAGCCAAAAUCCUGGCUCUGAGAACCUGAGUUUGGUUCUAGAUGUGUAAGCUCCACCACUGACCUCUCUCUCUCUCUCUAAAGGCCCAGGCCCAAAAGCCCAGAUCUGACCAACCAACUUCCGCUCUGGCCCCCCGAAUUUUUGGGAUGAGUCCCAAUCUCAUUCAGUUUGAGACAGACUCUGCUGCAGUGCUCACUAGUGGAAAGGCUUCACUCACGAGGCAGCUCGUUGCCCCAGACAUCAGUAGAUGCUGAAGAGCCACCAUUUAAAUUGGAUGUCCUUUGCCACUGUUGGCAACUGCCCUGCAAUACAACUCUGCUCCCAUCUGCUUAUGGACACAAGGAAACUUCCACUGCGGAGCGCAAGGGGUCUUUGCCAGCUAAUGAGCUGGCAGGCGGGUGUUCCCAGAAGAGCCUUUCUCAAUACUGUCUCAUCAGAGCACCAACCCGGUGGCAAGAGGGCUUAAACCUAUCCGUGCACGUCGUCGUCAGCAGAGUAUGCGAUGAACGUCAGCAGGCAGCCCCAAUAGAGUGGGAGACCAAUUACACUGAAGCACACAGGGGAUGGUAUAAAUACUGAGAGCAAACUGUGCAGGCAUCGGUGAAGUCUAAGGACAUAGUGAGCAGGAGAUCGGAACAGGGAUCUCCCCAUUCAGCCAGACAACGCCAUGGCAUGUCAACGACCUCUCCUGCUCUUGCUCUUUGUCAUGCUAGUAGUCAGCACCCACCUGUCGAGAGCUCAGCACUGGUCCCACGGCUGGUAUCCCGGAGGGAAAAGAGAACUAGAUUUGUCCCAGACUCCAGAGGCUUCAGAAGAAAUCAAACUCUGUGAUGGGGAAGAGUGUGCUUAUCUGAGAAGUCCAAGGAAAACCAUUGUCAACACUCUGCUGGCUGACCUGCUGGCGAGACAACUACAGAAGAAGAAGUGAGCCUUUCCACAGACUCUUUCCGAAAUGCUUGCCAGCCCCACUGGCUUUUCAGUCACUUCCUUUGCAACAUGAUGGUGUGUCUAUAGAUUCCAUGUAUCUGACCGUUAAAGAAUUCUUAUGAACAUCUUGGCUGACUGCACUCGAAUGCUGGGAACGUGGAUAGUGCUGUAAUGCUUGAGAAAUGCCCCCGACCCAUCACCCAGCCAGAACGAGGCCCUGUUUGGAGUUCUUUACGCACUUGUGUAACUCCACCAUGUUGAAUAAAAUACUUUAUUUUGUUACAUACACAAUUCCAUCCACAUUUAUGUCCUUACCCAUGUCUUAAAAAGAUAAAAAUAAACGAAUCUCCAGCCCCAUAAACCAGUUUUAAGCACGCACUGAUUUUUGAACAAGAGUUGGGUCAUAAGGCCUUUUAU